Messenger RNA from Capsaspora owczarzaki ATCC 30864, 1181 nucleotides. RefSeq lists its product as hypothetical. NCBI's taxonomy places the organism in Eukaryota, Filasterea, Ministeriida, Capsasporidae. Bases 136 to 903 code for a protein of 255 amino acids. The transcript has 2 exons. The record is from RefSeq and is a predicted model, not a curated record.
UAGCAUUCAUUCGAGUGUCAGGUGUUUUGAUUUUACAAAUCUCCGACGUCUCGUCCGUUUAAAGAGGCGGAUUCGAAUCCAAAUUGAAAACAUUUCAGUCCAACUUUGUGAACAACCCGUCUCCCAACACAAGGAAUGCCAGCUCUCAACGCUACACACCGAUGCGCAGUGUUUGCGCUGCUCGCGCUGCUGCUGCUGCUGGCAGUGUCAUCGGUUUCCGCCGCACCAAUCAACAACAACAACAACAUGGCCGAUUCCUCCGCCAUCGAUGCGCCACCCCACCCGCCUGCGUGGCCCACCUACUUUUACGCAAACUACACCGUCUUCUACCAGCCGUACGGUCCGUACUGGCAGUCCGCGGGCGGCGGUGAGGUCUUUUACGACCACUCCCUUCCCGCAAUGCGAUCUUCGUACAAGCAGUGGUGCGCGCCCAUGUUUGAGAAUCCGACCGCGUACAACUUUACCUGCGAGUUCCUGUUUGUGAACGACACUGCCUACUACCUCAACAAUGGCGACCCAUCGCACCCGCCGUGCUGCGUUUUCAUGACGCCAUUUGCGCCGCCCAAGCCAGACUUUUUCGGCGAUGCAAAGUACGCCGGUGAGACGGUCAUGCAUGCGCAAAACACGACCAUCUGGCACAAGGAGGGCUUUGGAUACCUCUCGUACGACGUCUAUGGCAAGCCCAGCGAUUCGUACUACCCCGCCAGUCUGUGGGGUCCUCUGGCCGAUGGCUACCUCGAAAUCGACUACGCCUGGUUUGAUGCGAGCGUUCGUCCGGAUCCCGUUCAUUUUGCCGUGCCCGCGCAGUGCCAGAGCUCACCAGCAUGCGAGGACUUUGCGUCCUUCUCCAGCGUGCGUCUUCAGCUUCCGCUCGCGGGGCAUGUCAAGUACGAGCGGGUUUGAAGAAAUCGAGCGCUCGAACGUCAGAGUCUUUUUGUGUGUGCAUGGGCGUUUUAGAUGAGCAGCGGUUUUUUGCUCCCCUUUUGUUGACUUUUUUGGCGAGGUUGGCUUUGUGGCUUGAGAGACACUGGCUUACAGCGCACUUGAUUGGAGUUUGUGUUUGGCGAUCAAUGAACGUGCGCCACUUUCGACUUGUUUCGGUAUUUCCCAUCAAAUCCCUUCUCCCUUCUCUCUCGCGGUUUGUAUGCACUUUUGUUCCAAAUCAAAUCGACUUGCGCUGA